UACUGUCUGUCUAUUCAGGGGUCUGUCUAUGGCAUACAAUGGAAUGUGCAGCCUCUGAGUUAUAGGUCCCCCCCCCCCCCCCCCCAUAUACAUUGAGUGCUCGGAGCUGUUGCUCCAGCUCUACUACACCUGGCAGUAGCAGUAAGGAGUGUGUGCAGUGCUGGACUUCUCCUGCCUUCCUCCCAUGUAUGACUGCUAUCAGUGCUGCGUCAGGAGUGACUCCCAGCUCGCAGGCACUUUGGAGAAACUUACUGCUCCCCCCUCCCGGUGCUGCCGGUCUCCUCUCCGGCUGACCGCACUCUACCGCUCCGUGCCGCCCCCGGGGAUGGGGACAGCACCCGACACCUGCGGCCGCCGAGCAUCGCACCCCCUGUAAUGAGAGCGAUCAUCGCCCUGCAGACAGAGUCGCUCCUCACCCCUGAACUGCAGGAUCAAGUUCAGCUCUGGUUACCUGCAUUGGGACAAGAAGGAGAAGAGGAGGAAGAAGGAGAAGGAGAAGGGGGAGGAGAGUGAGGGGAGGGGAGAGACUCUGCAAUAUCAUUUGUGAAUCGUCCACAGGGCUGCAGAUACAUAUUGCUAACACAUGCAGAGCAAAUGCAGGUAGCCCAGCACCAACUGCGGCUCCACCACUAACUCCACCAUCUGCACCGGCUUCCAUCCGAGAACUUUGCCGGAUCGCAUCGGGAUUUUACUGCCAGGAUUUCUGCUUGUGUUGUUCCUGACAUCAUUCCUUCAUUCAAGCAUCCAGCCUAUGGUGGAAUACUACAAAACUGUGCUGGGGUCUGGAGCAGGAGGCACCAGCUGAGAUCCUCCAGGUUCCUCCUCACCAGCUUGUCCCAUUGACUGGAGGAGCAGAUCGCUAUGAGAGGGUAACUCUGUGCCGGGGACAAGUGGGCUUGGUGGGAUCUCGGCAGCUUUGGCAGACCAGCAGCUCUGGAGACAUGAGGACUGUGCGGGGCUGCUGCCUGCUCCUGCUCAGGGUAGCUCUCACCCUGGCAGCCUCCAAGCAGCUGCUAAAGUACCGGCUGGCGGAGGAAGGACAGCCCGACAUCAGGAUCGGGAAUGUGGCUUCAGACAUCGGCAUUGUCACCGGCUCCGGGGAGGUGACCUUCAGCCUGGAAUCCGGCUCCGAUUACUUCAAGAUCGACAACAUGACCGGGGAGCUGAGCACCACCGAGCGCCGGAUAGACCGGGAGAAGCUGCCGCAGUGCCAGAUGAUCUUCGAUGAGAACGAGUGCUUCAUAGACUUCGAGGUGUCGGUGAUCGGACCUUCUCAGAGCUGGGUGGAGUUGUUUGAGGGUCGGGUGGUCAUCCUGGACAUUAACGACAACACGCCGACCUUCCCUUCCCCGGUGCUCACCCUGACCGUGGAGGAGAACCGGCCGGUGGGGACCCUCUACCUGCUGCCCACCGCCACCGACAGGGACUUUGGCCGCAAUGGGAUCGAGCGCUACGAGUUGAUCCAGGACGCCGGCGAGAGUUUGUUCGUGUCCGGCAGACGAUCUGGUGGUCGGCUGGAGACUGGGGAGAGCGCCCUCUACCCGGGGAAAAGACGGAUGGAGACGGACAGCAGGAGCAGCGUGUUCGAACUGCAGGUAGCGGACACGUCCGAUGGGGAGAAGCAGCCUCAGCUGAUAGUCAAGGGGGCUCUGGACCGGGAACAGAGGGACUCCUACGAGCUGACCCUGCGGGUGAGGGACGGGGGAGAGCAGCCGCGGUCCUCGCAGUCCAUCCUCCGGGUGCUCAUCACCGACGUCAACGACAACAGCCCCCGCUUUGAGAAAAGCGUGUACGAAGCGGACCUGGCGGAGAACAGCGCCCCGGGCACCCCCAUCCUGCAGCUGAAAGCCACCGACUACGACGUGGGGGUGAACGGGCAGAUCGAGUACGUCUUCGGUGCGGCCACCGAGUCCGUCAGGAGGCUUCUCAGGCUGGACGAGAACUCGGGCUGGCUGAGCGUCCUGCACAGGAUAGACCGGGAGGAGGUCAACCAGCUGAGGUUCACAGUCAUGGCCCGAGACCGGGGACAGCCCCCCAAAAGUGACAAGGCCACCGUGGUCCUCAACAUCAAGGAUGAGAACGACAACGUGCCCCUGAUAGACAUCAGGAAGAUCGGUCGCAUCCCAGUGAAGGAUGGCAUGGCCAGUGUGGCUGAAGACGUCCUGGUGGACACCCCCAUAGCUCUAGUCCAGGUGUCUGAUAGGGACCAAGGGGAAAAUGGAGUAGUGACCUGCACGGUGGUGGGAGAUGUCCCCUUCCAGCUCAAGCCAGCCAGUGACAGUGAGGGGGACCAGAACAAGAAGAAGUAUUUCUUGCACACUUCUGCCCCCUUGGACUAUGAGAACAUCAAGGAGUACAAUGUCAUUAUAGUGGCUGUGGACUCUGGGAGCCCCAGUUUGUCCAGUAAUAACUCCCUGCUGGUCAAAGUGGUGGACACUAAUGACAACCCACCGGUGUUCGGCCAACCUGUAGUGGAGGUAGCCUUCCCUGAGAACAAUGUGCCCGGGGAGAGGGUGGCCACUGUCCUGGCCACAGAUGCAGAUAGUGGUAAGAAUGCAGAGAUUGCCUAUUCUUUGGAGCAGUCUGUGGCCGGGGUCUUCUCCAUCCACCCAGACACAGGAGAUAUCACAGCCAAUAUAGUCCUGGACAGGGAGCAGAUGGACAGGUAUGAGUUUAAAGUUGUUGCCAAAGACAAGGGUCUGCCCGCCACUAUGCAGGGCACUGCCACCGUUGUAGUGCAGGUAGCUGACAGGAAUGACAAUGACCCUAAAUUUAUGCAGGAUGUCUUCAAUUUCUAUGUCAAGGAAAACUUACAACCCAACAGCCCAGUUGGGAUGGUGACAGUGAUGGAUGCUGACAAAGGUCGCAAUGCAGAGAUGAGUUUAUUCAUAGAGGAAGAUAAUGGUAUCUUUUCUAUCGAGAACAACACUGGGACCAUCUGUUCCACAAUCUCAUUUGAUAUGGAGCAACAAACCUCAUACACCUUCAAAGUCAAAGCACUGGAUGGUGGGGACCCUCCUAGGUCUGCUACUGCCACAGUGUCACUCUUUGUGAUGGAUGAGAAUGACAAUGCCCCACUCAUCACCAGUCCCAUCAAUAGUUCUUAUGCAGUUGUCUCCCCGUCCAGCGGUGUCAGGACGGUGGUUGCCACUGUGGUGGCCACUGACACAGACUCAGGUGUCAAUGCAGAUCUGAAUUAUAGCAUUGUUGGAGGAAACCCCUUUAAACUCUUUGAAAUCAACCCAGCCAGUGGAGUGAUAUCCCUGGUUGGCAAGCUGGCCUCAAAACACUAUGGUCUGCACAGGUUAGUGGUCCAGGUGAACGACAGUGGUCAACCAUCCCAGUCCACCACUGCUUUAGUCCAUGUGUUCAUUAAUGAGACUGUCUCCAAUGCCUCAGUUGUUGAUUCCCAAAUUGCCAGAAGUUUGCACAUCCCAUUAAGCCAGGAUAUAGCCGGUGAUCCCAGCUAUGAAAUGAGCAAGCAGAGACUUAGCAUAGUGAUUGGUGUGGUGGCUGGGAUCAUGACCGUCAUACUGAUCAUUCUAGUGGUGGUCAUGGCACGUUAUUGUAGGGCCAAAAGUAAAAACGGCUAUGAAGCAGGCAAGAAAGACCACGAGGACUUCUUCACGCCUCAACAGCAUGACAAGUCUAAGAAACCCAAAAAGGACAAGAAAAAUAAAAAAACAAAACAGCCAUUGUAUAGCAGCAUAGUGACAGUGGAAGCUUCAAAGCCAAACGGGCAGAGAUAUGACAGUGUCAACGAGAAGCUGUCAGACAGCCCCAGCAUGGGGAGAUACAGAACUGUAAAUGGAGGUCCUGGUAGUCCUGACCUAGCAAGGCAUUACAAAUCUAGUUCUCCACUUCCUACUGUGCAGCUUCAUCCUCAGUCACCUACUGCUGGGAAAAAACACCAGGCUGUGCAAGAUUUACCACCGGCCAACACUUUUGUGGGAGCUGGAGACAACAUCUCAAUUGGAUCAGACCAUUGUUCUGAGUACAGUUGUCAGACCAAUAGCAAGUACAGCAAACAGUCACAUUUUUUGUUUUGAUUUCAUCAUGUGGGCCUUAUCACCUGGAUCAAGUGCAAAAAUUGGUCACUGCACACUCCUCCUGUGAACCUCAGCUGCGAUCUUGAAAAAUAUCUGUCAUAAAGAGCUAGAAAAUGUGAUUGUGGGACAAUUUUGCAUAGAGUCACUCUAAUAAGUGUGUAUAGAGCGACUCUGCUGGCUAAAAAUUAUGAAAGAAGCUUCAAGUGACGCGCAUCGGAAACACUGGAGAGCCUUGAAAACCAUUUAUAUAUACAUUUAAAGACAUGUAAACUGCUCUUAAAGUAUUAAGUUCAUACUUGCCUUAUUACAAAAAUGAAUUUCACAAAGCAAGACUGUGGAAUACCUAAGGAAUCCAUCGUUUGGUUAAAGUAUGCAUUCAAAAAAAAGGUAUGCUGUAUGUAUAAAUGGUUCUAUUGACCGUUCACUCUUUUUUUUUUUUUUUUCCCUGAAUGCUUAUAACUUUUUGUGAUAUCUGAAAUGUACAAUGUUACAAAUAAUUUGUUAAUUGUCAUGUACUUUCCAUGCAACCGUUGGCUAAACCAGGAAACGACGAGGACUUAAGAAGGAACAUUUUUAUUUUCUUAAAAAAUAAACCAAUAAAAUAUAUUUAUUAUAUAAAGAUGAAUAUUUAUUAUAGAUAUAUAAGAAAAAAAAAUAAAAAAAAAAUCAGAGCUUUAAUUUAAAGCUUGAAACUAAUGGUGUUGCAGAAAAUAAAUAAAUGCAUGUCUACACUCCAAACAGAAUUUUUCAAUUUUUUGUAUUUUUUUUUUAAAUAAUAGCAACUUUUUGCUUGGCUUAAACAAGUGAAUGCACUACCGAUAGUCACAUGAUGUAUCAUUAGCUAGAUCAUAUCGGAUAUACCACGGGCAGUCAGUUUGAGCUUUCUUUAUUUUACUUUUUGCUAAGAAUGGUACAGGAGGGGUUGGUGGUCAGUUUUAUAUAGGUUCAAUAUGGUUGGGUGUUACCAAUCUAUAAGUAUUUAUUUUCUGGCAAGAGGAAAAUGUGAAAGUUUAAGUUUUCUUUGAAAUUAAAUGGGUAGCCCAGAAGUGGAUUUUUUAAAUCAGAACGAGCACCCUACUUGCCCAUAGCAUGUAACUGGUAUUAGACCUCAGGUCCAUUCAUUUGAGUGGAGAUGAGUUGUGCUCUUUCGGGCCCUUUUUUCUAUUCCUGGACAACAACUAGCGCAAUCAACUAAAUGAGCACGUGAAGAAAUGAGAGUCCCACCUUCCUAACUUUAUAGAAAUGGAGCACAGGAAGGAAGUAAGGAUAAAUAAUUCCAUAUCAUAGAUCAUAUAUUAGAAUUUACUAGCACAGUACAAAGCUUUUACAAGAACAGACUUGAAAUUUCCUCUAAAUAUUCCGUAUGCAUUUCUAAUGCUUAUUGGACAUUGCAGACAAAUGUGUAAGAACAUUUGGCGCGGAGAGUCUGAAAUACAAAGUUAGAGGUGUUGAGUUCAGUACUUCCUACAGUCUAUAGAAGAUGUCAGAACAAUUCUGCCUUUGUUUUGCCGUAAACAAUCUCAUUUGCAUAUUCCACAUUUCCCGUUUGUGACUCCAAUCUCAUCUUCACAAUUAGUCAUGGAAGUCUGGCUAAUAUGUACCUGCAAAAUGAUGUAGUGCCUCACAUAGGAAAACCAGUGCACACAGUAGGCACUUCUUUCAUGCCAUGUGCAUUAAAUAGCUGUUUGCUGCUCCUGGGUUUGGCCAACAGCUAUCAUUCCUGACACCCCUCCCAUCCCCUAAUGAAAUUAAGUAUGCUAUAAAGUAUGCUCUUAUGUCAAUAGGGAGAGGGAACAAACUGCUUUUGGACACUUCCGGCGGUGGCUUAAAAAGCACGAUUAACCACAUUAAACCAUAUUGCCUGGUAGAGUUCGUUAUGCUUAUUAAAAUGAUACCCUGCUUAUGCUUCUAGGUAGCAGAACUGACAUUUUCAUUAUUCUGCUAAAUAGCUAUUUUGAGCAUCAAGGGGCUGGCCAGAAGUAUUGGAGCACUGCUAUCCUAACACCCAUCUCCUCGGUGCACACCUUCCUUCCCUCUGUGCUCUCUGCCUUCCACUGGGAUUGACGUGGUUAGACAUCUCAUUUAGGCCUGUAUUAUUGCUUCUGCGCCAAGUAACUGGGCGGUUGAGCACUGUAUCUGAUGCCGCUUCCCAAGCUCUAGCCCUGUCAAAGUGGGUAGUGGGAGUGCAUAGAGGGGAGUGAAGAGUGCACAGAGGAGAUCAAAGUUAGGAUAACAGUGCUCCAAGUCUUCUGGACAGUCCCUUGUUGCUCAGAAGAUAAUGCUUAUAUCUCAGGAUUGCUGCUACCUAGAAACAUACUGUAAGUAAAGUAUUGUUUUAUUCAGCAGUAUCAACCCUAUCAAGCAAUAUGCCAGGCUUAAUAUGGUUGAUCAUGCUGACACAUGCUCCUUAACUCCUAGAAGAACAAAUGAUCCAGGGCGCUGUGAUGGAUCCUUUUACCCAUACACAUUAGAUAGUCGUCGGAUCCAAAAAUGGCAAAAAUUGGCAGGUCCAGCCACCUAUAAUCUAGUAUCUAUUCCCAGCUUUAUCUAAUACAAUGACAGCUAUCAUCUGUUUGUUUGCAUUGGACAACACCUCCCAAAAAUAGUGUUAAGGUGCCAUACACAUUAGAUGAAUGUAAGCCGAACCUGAUGAUUUUGUCAGGACCGGCCUACUAUCUAAUGUGUUUGGCGGUGACCCAGUAUAAGGGCCAGAUAUGUUGUAUUUCAACAUGUCCAAAUCUAUGUUCUUAAGGGAGAUAAGUGAU
Bufo bufo (common toad) is the source of this 6814-nucleotide messenger RNA. RefSeq names its product protocadherin 7 (gene PCDH7). Bases 942 to 4049 code for a protein of 1035 amino acids. The record is from RefSeq and is a predicted model, not a curated record. Gene Ontology annotation, biological process: homophilic cell-cell adhesion. Lineage: Eukaryota; Metazoa; Chordata; Amphibia; Anura; Bufonidae. Gene Ontology annotation, molecular function: calcium ion binding. The transcript has 3 exons. Gene Ontology annotation, cellular component: plasma membrane.